AUGGCUUCACAAUCGAGAGUGGCCGCCGUGACAGGCGCCAACAAGGGCAUCGGGCUGGCGAUUGGUAUACACUGGAAUCCAUCCCGGUCCUCACGUUAUGCUAACAGACAAAAGUCCGUCAACUCGCCCUACAGUAUCCAUCUUCGCCCUUCAAGUCGGGACCAUUCCUCAUCUACCUAACUGCGAGAUCCCCUGAGCGAGGCGCAGACGCUGUGAAAGCCCUCAACAGCGAUCCACAGCUGAAGGAAGCCAAAGUGCUGAGUGAAGAUGGCGGCGACACCACUAUCAAGUAUCAGGCCCUCGAUAUCAGCCAGACCAAGAGCGUGCAAGACUUCAGGGAUUUUCUUGAGAAAGAGCAUCCAGAGGGAAUCGAUAUCUUGAUCAACAACGCUGGCAUAGCUAUGGAUGGGUUCGAUUCCAACGUAGUAAAAAAGACGCUGGAGACAAACUACUACGGAACUCUAGAGGCAAGCCAGUCGCUGCUGCCACUGAUCAAGCCUGGCGGAAGACUGGUCAACGUAUCCAGCACGUCCGGGCUGCUGAACAAGUACUCCGACGAGAUUCGUGACGCAUUCCAUGCCGCUGCCAAGACUUCCGUCCCAGCCGUGACAGCCAUUAUGCAGCAAUUCCAACAAGCCGUGGAUCAAGGCAAAGAGAAGGAAGCCGGCUUCCCUUCCGCAGCAUACGCGGUGAGCAAGGCUGGCGAGACCGCGUACACGAAAGUGCUCGCCAUGGAAGAGGCGAAGAAGAAUACUGGUAUCCUGGUCAAUGCAUGCUGCCCGGGAUACGUCAACACAGACAUGACCAAAGGCAGAGGCCGGAAGACGAUCGAUGAGGGUGCCAAGACACCAGUCAUGCUUGCUCUGCAGGACAUUGGAGGAAAGACGGGUGAGUUCUGGAGGAACGAGGAGGCGGAUGAGUGGUAG
Lecanosticta acicola is the source of this 926-nucleotide messenger RNA. NCBI's taxonomy places the organism in Eukaryota, Fungi, Ascomycota, Dothideomycetes, Mycosphaerellales, Mycosphaerellaceae. The record is from the annotation of a GenBank genome assembly.